AUGGCUGAAGAAGUUCCCCUUUCCUUCGAAGCAGAAACUUUUCGUAAGAUACAGCCUCAGGAAUACCUGCGUAGAUUUACUCAAAAAGAUAUCAGGCCCGAUGGUCGAGAGUUAAAGCAAUUUCGACAAACGACAAUUAAUCUUGGUUGUAUAACAACGACCGAUGGUUCUUCAAUGGUCCGGAUAGGAAAUACAACUGUUAUAUGUGGAAUAAAAGCAGAAGUUUCAGUACCUAAUCCGAAUUUCCCCCAAAAGGGAUAUUUGGUACCAAACGUGGAUCUUGCUCCAAUGUGCUCUCCUAAAUUUAAGCCUGGUCCACCUAGUGAACAAGCACAGGUGUUGAAUCUAGAUACUUUAUGUAUUCAUGAAGGUUUUGCUGUUUGGGUUCUGUACGCUGAUUUGGUUUGUGUCAAUUACGAUGGUAAUGUCUUUGAUGCUUGUGUGAUCGGGCUAAUUACCGCUUUGUCAAAUGUGAAACUCCCCGAGGCAACAUUCGUGGAAGAAGACGGUCUGGUAAAUGCCACUGAAGAACGAUCAAUUCCUCUUAAUAUCUCUAGAUUACCGUAUCCUGCAACAUUCGCAAUGUUUGAUGGGCAAUAUUUAUUGGUUGAUCCAACUGAAUUGGAGGAGUCGAUUGCAAAUGAGUUGAUUACCAUUAUCUGUGAUGAAUCUGAAAAUAUAUGCGCAGUAUGGAAAGUAGGAGGAGUAUUCUGUAAUUCUGAAUAUUUAAAAAAAUGUAUAUCGAUUGCUCGAGAAAGAUAUGCUGAGAUUUCGGCGAUUAUAGAAGAAGCAAGACGUAAGGAAUUUUAA
This is a messenger RNA of Acaulospora morrowiae, 810 nucleotides long. Lineage: Eukaryota; Fungi; Glomeromycota; Glomeromycetes; Diversisporales; Acaulosporaceae. The record is from the annotation of a GenBank genome assembly.